AUGACGUACGUGUUGCGCCGUCUGCCGAGCGAACAAGGUGGACAGGGGUCUGGGGUUGGUGUGCAGCUGCGAUCUGGCUGGGUCUCGAACCAGCAACGUUUUGUUGACGCAGAAGGAGAAAAAAAACAGGACGGGACAGGACAGGGUUGGCUUGCUGAUGUGACUGGUCGUCAGCAGAUCUGCCUCCCUCCUGCAGGAUGGGUGCCAACCACGGAUGACAGAUAG
Purpureocillium lilacinum is the source of this 225-nucleotide messenger RNA. The record is from RefSeq and is a predicted model, not a curated record. NCBI's taxonomy places the organism in Eukaryota, Fungi, Ascomycota, Sordariomycetes, Hypocreales, Ophiocordycipitaceae.